CUGAUAGACGGCACUGACUGGCAUCACUGCUGGGCACUGACUGGCGGCACUGACUGGCACAACCGCUGGGCACUGACUGGUGGCACUGACUGGCAGCACUGCUGGGCUGCACUGGUGGGUGGCACUGGUGGGCAGCACUGGUGGGUGGGCACAGGUGGGUGGCACUGGUGGGCACAGGUGGGCGGAACUUGCGGGUGGCACUGCUGGGCACCGAUCAUCAGGGCACUGAUCAUCAGUGCCCUGAUGAUCGGUGCCGAUCCCCGCUCUGACAACUGCCGGUUCUCGGCAGUACUCUCCUCACGAUCUGACAGCGUGAGGAAAGUGCAGCCGAGAACCGGCACUUGC
Messenger RNA from Staurois parvus, 345 nucleotides. The record is from the annotation of a GenBank genome assembly. Lineage: Eukaryota; Metazoa; Chordata; Amphibia; Anura; Ranidae.